GUCUGGCUCCCAUUGCCAUCGCCGUCGUUUGCUCCCCUCGCAUCUUGGCCGUACAUCCGCUCAACUAUGCCGUAGCCCGGCCAAUCCAUCCUGCCACCCUUCUACUCUGACUGCCAUGCUGCCUCUGCCUCGUGCGUGACCAGCCGCCCACUCCCCUGAACGACAUCAUUGCUGCGUCCCCUCUCAUUUUGCGCUCCUGCGCCCCGGCAUCCGAUUCCGCUCCCGCUGAGCCCCCAUUCCCUUUCGAGCCCACUUCUCCGACCCUUUGCUAAGCAUUGUCAUCGCACGCGGGAACAGGGCAGCGCGACGUAGCGCAACACUCUCCAGUCGAGCACAGCACACUAUCGGAUCGCAUUGCUAAAACACCCUCCCGUCGUGCUUCGCGCACUGAGCGUACGUGGGGUACCGCUAGUCGCCCGCAUCACAACCCGCACGCUUCUUUGACCACGUCCUGCCAAUUCACAAUGGAGCAAGAACGCCCACUACAGCGUGCCCCGCCGCCUGCAUACACUCAGCACGAGCCUGAGUCGCUGCAUCUGCCCUCGGUACCAACCCAUAUACCCACUCACAACCAUCACCCCGACAAUGCAAGACUCCCGGGCAUCAAGUCGCUGCAUCUGCCCGAGACCAAACCACGUCAUACACCACACACCUCCAUAGAAUACAGUCCGCGCACAAAUUUCGAAGCGUCGCAUUGGGGCGUCUUGCCUGCCCCAAAUGGCACUACGUUCCCGAGUGUGCCAGAGAGCCUGCCGCGCGAAGAUGUAGGAAGCCCCAUGGACACAUCUAGUAUACGAGAAACGAGUGUCAGUAUGGAUGACCCAGAUGUACGAUUGGCAGCCGAGGCGCUAAGUGGAUUGGGCAACCCAGACUUUGUCCGUUCUCCCACGGCACGAUCCCUCACAUUGUCUGCCCGCUCACCCACUGCUGAACCACCGGAGCCACUUCUGUCGCUAAUCACCUCGAAUCACCCAUGGCUGGGAAGUUCCAUCAAUGGCUCCAUAUCCGCUUACAAUACGACAAAAGGUUACACGCCUCGUCUAGUCCAAUAUGGUGCCGAACUGCUGGAACGCAAUAUCGGAUCGCCUGUAGUAAAUACUGUUUCGUCCGUAGGCAGAAGAACCGGCAUGGAAAAGAGCCUGCGCCGUUACCUGGGCGAAGGACAUCGCCGGCCUAGUGAUCUUGAACAGGGUGACAGCGACAGUUCUAGAAGUAAGAGACAGAGGAUUGCGAGUCCCGCCGACGAUGCCAUGGAUGUAGACGAUGCACUUGCGGCAGCGUCGCGAACAAGAGGGGGAUCUCAAUCCUCUUACUCUGAAUCGCUUCCAGCCUAUGAUGACCAGAGAUCCCCAAACUACGAAGAGGCGAUUGUAUCGGGAGAUGCGGCUGGGCAAAAAGCACCAGAACAGCGAUCCGAGACCCCGCAAGACCGUCGCGUAAACUGGUCUACACAGCUCAUCAUGACAACCUCUGGCCUUGGUGUUGCUCUGUCUGAGACAUCCCUGCGCUCCCUGAAAAUCUGUCUAGGUCUUCUCCGCAGCGCAACAACACACAUUGACUCUGUCAUGCGUGCACUCAAGCUUGUCCUGGAAGAAUACGAAGCCGCGCUGCGCAACCAAAGGGAAUCUUCGUCCAACAUCAACAACAACAACAUUGCCCAAGACGAAAAAGCCCAACUGAACGGCAACAUGGCGCAAAUGGGCCUCGUAGAUUCCGACAAGGACGACCAAGUCCGCCGCUUCGCCGAUCGCAUCAAAGAACUCUCCUCGGACAUCUGGCAAACCCUUCAAUCAGUCGUGCAAUCCGUCUCCCGCUACACCGGCGGUGCCCUCCCGCAAAACGCCCAAACUGUCGUCCGCACUCAGCUCCUCUCCGUGCCCCAGCGCUGGCAACUCGCCAGCCGCAACACCAGCGGCAGCGGCGGCGACGAAGUCCGCGGCGCAAACCGUAUGCUGGCGUUUGCAAAGGAGGGGCUUGACAUGAUGGGCCAGAUUACGACGGUCGUGGAUGGAACGGUGCAGAGUGCGGAGUGCUGGCUUCAACGUAUCGGGCGUAGACCUGCUGCUAGUGGUAGUGAGGAGAGAGGGGGACAGGUGGGGGAGAGCCAGAAGACGCCGCUUGCGCUUGAGGCGGGGUUGAGGAGGGAUGAGAAGAGGUAGUUGAAUAUGCGUUGUUAUAUACAUAUGAUCGUUGUUGAUGUUUUUUUCUUCCACAAGCCGUCCUUGUUCUUCUUGCUCAUCUUCUUCUUCGCCUUCGCCUUUUGUGGGUGUGUGUGGGUGUAUGUGUGUGCUCUUCUUCUUUUUCUUCUUCUUCUUCUUCUUCUUCUUCUUUUGCUCGUUUUUUUGUUGUUGAAAGUAAGCAAGGAGAAAAGGUGAAAAGGGGGGACGCGAAUGCAGUGGAAAGGAAAUAUGAAGUUCAGGUUGCAUGGUCUCAAGAUGGCAAGUGAAGGGAGUCUUUUUUUUUUUAGAAGUCUACAAGUGACAACACGAGGGGAGUGGUGGAGAUAUGAAAUACAGAAGUG
Bipolaris sorokiniana ND90Pr is the source of this 2521-nucleotide messenger RNA. RefSeq lists its product as uncharacterized. Gene Ontology annotation, cellular component: endoplasmic reticulum; nucleus. Gene Ontology annotation, biological process: phospholipid biosynthetic process; regulation of transcription by RNA polymerase II; endoplasmic reticulum unfolded protein response. The transcript is spliced from 2 exons. Bases 465 to 2159 code for a protein of 564 amino acids. Lineage: Eukaryota; Fungi; Ascomycota; Dothideomycetes; Pleosporales; Pleosporaceae. Gene Ontology annotation, molecular function: transcription corepressor activity. The record is from RefSeq and is a predicted model, not a curated record.